CGCGACCUUUGCUCUUCUGGCUUAUGGCGGAACAUGCAGGCCCGCCGUCGCAGGCUAUCGCUCAGCCUGAAUCGCCGAGCGGCCGCGGCACGAAGCGCAAAUCGGCGCCAUCGUUCCUGAAGGACUGGUCGGACUGCUCAUCAGAUGGAGGUGGUAGCAUCUUUGGCAGCGCUGCCUCAUCUGUCAUUGGCGGUGCUAAAAAGGUCACCAAAAAGAUACUCAAGAAGGUGCGCCAGAUGAAACCGCGGAAGAGUCGCCGCAAGGGCGAAAAGGAGGAGGAUUUGGCGUAUAGUCAGGUCAUGGAAGCUACUGCAAAUGCCACUUCGAAAGUCCAGAGUACACCGAUUGGACAUCAACAUCGCUAUCGACGCAUUCCGGAGUUCACCUACGAGACGGUGGCAAGGGUUCAACCGGGCGGGGCGCGUUGUCCUAUUUCUCUCAUGGACAACUCCAUGCGCUUGCUGCAGCUGGUCCACCUUGUAUCUCGUGCCACUGAUAUGAAUAUCUCUGAACGCCUUGCAUGCAUACUUGGGCUGGAAAGGGACCAUUUCAACUCUGGAACGAGUGCAAAUCUCCUUUUCAUGCAACGAGAAUUGCACGUCGCGUUCGACUCAGAUCGUUUCAUUCUUGUUCCGUCUUGGCACAUUCUCCGAGCCAUAAAGUCUGCCAUCUUUAACCACGGAAUUCCAGAACUUCAAUACCACUCUGCCGAACACGGGAUCAACGCGAAAGUCAGGCGCCGACGGGUGAACAGGGCGGGAUAUGUUCAUCAUGAAGAAGUGUUUACCCGGCACUUUGCACGCGGUUACCGUAUUGUUCCUCUCAAUGGAAUGUGGUCCCCCGACGAGCCCAUCACGAGGGACCCGCUCGAUAACGACCCUGACGACCCUAGCGAUCUCGACGGCGACGUCUACGAAUGGCCUUUCACUGGGGAUGACGAGCUGCCCAUGAUCUUCCUUCAUAACAGCCCGCAGCUCGUCGUCUGGAAGUCAUAUACGGCCAUCAAAGCCCAGAGGGAGAAAGAGAGCUCGAGUAAAGACGGCGGUCUCAAGAAAGACACCAGCAUCGACGACACCGACGACCGCGAGGACCACGAUGAAGCUCUUGUCACUGACACCGACGGCCGCGCGGACGACGCUGUAGCUCUUGUCACAGCACAAGACUUCGUACAGCACAAGCUGACAGCCAUUUACGAGAUCGGUCUUUACAUUGAGAAAACGCUCCACCUGCCCACCAAUUUCCUGCAAAGCCCUGGUCCUCGAAGGCCGUCUGAGCAGACCCUUGCGGAGGAUCUUCCGGAUGAUGACGUGCUAGUGUCAGACGAGGAGGUUGUCACUGAUGGGAUGAGCCGAUCCCUGCAUGAAGCCCUCAGCGACGCCGCAGAUCCAGACCUUUGAUCUUGUUUCUGCAAGACGUCGAGCUUAC
This is a messenger RNA of Schizophyllum commune H4-8, 1425 nucleotides long. RefSeq lists its product as uncharacterized. The record is from RefSeq and is a predicted model, not a curated record. Bases 24 to 1397 code for a protein of 457 amino acids. The transcript is spliced from 4 exons. Lineage: Eukaryota; Fungi; Basidiomycota; Agaricomycetes; Agaricales; Schizophyllaceae.